AACAUAUAUAUCAACAAAUACUAUCUUCUGAGUUCAUUUUGGUUAAAAUUCUUUUUUCCAACUCUCAUUUCCAUCCUUACUCGCAGUGUAUUAAGGUAAAAAUUAUGUUUUAUAGAUGAAAUUUAGAAAAAAAUUGGCUUUUUGUAUUUCCAGUUUAUUUGUUAGAAAAAUGUUUAAUUCACUAAAAUUUUUUUCCAUUGAGUUUGACAAAAUAAGUUUGAUUUUUGAAGCUAUUGGCUUUUAUAACUUGAAAUUUGUAAGAAAUGCGGAUUUAUCAUUAAUUUAUUCGAAAAUUGUAGUAUUUGAAUAACAGUUGUCUUUCUCAAAUUUAAUUUAGUCAAACAUUGGUUAUUAUGAAGUUUUAUAAUUAUUAAGUGGCAAAUAGACAGUUUGCUUUUCAGAGUUCGAUUUAUUGGAAGAUUUAGCUUUUUCAAGUUUUAUUUCGUGAAAUUAUUCACAAAAUACAAUAGAGGUUUACCGAACUAUUUCCAAUACUAACAGGAAUUCUAAAAGUUGACAGUCUGAGCUCAGUCUUGUUCAAUUUAAUUAUGGAUGAAAUAAUUAUCAUCUUGAAAGGAUAUAAGAUGAAACGAAGAUUUAUAAAUAUAUUAUGCUACGUCGACGCCGCAAUCUUCAUAGCCAAUAAUGAGGAUAACCUACAGCGUUUGCUAUAUCGGUUCCAAAUAACAGCCGAAAACCUUAAUAUGCAGAUAUGUGUAGAAAAAUAGAAUCAGUGGUAAUAGCAACAGCAUACAAGAUAUAAACCAGCUUAGAACGACAACCCCAUGUACCAGGGUAUGCAAUGUUUAUAAUUAGUCAAGAUCACAAGAGGUACGAACCCAAAUCAAUAAGUCCCUAAGAAUCUCUGGCUAUCUGGAAAAUGGAAAAACAAAUAAGAAGCAAAGCCAUAAGAAAAGAAUUAAAAAUUUGGAAUGUAGUACGAUUCGCGAGACGGAGACUACCGUAUUGGAGAAACCACAUUGACAGAAUGAUGGAAGAUCGAUGGGCUAAAUGGGCAAAGGAUAAAUAACUAAUUUCAAGGAGACCUCCCGGCUCUCAAGAGAUGGUACGAAAACUGGACAUCAACUUCUCAAGAGUUUGAAUAGUAGAAGAAACGAAACUAAGUCUUAAAAAAAAGAAAGAAGAUGAUGAUUUAUUUUAUUAAAUCAAAGUGUUUUCUAACAUUAAUUCGAUGAAAAUUGGCUUUUUAUAGUAACAUUUUCAUUUUCUUUCAUCUUAAUUUGGUCAAAAAUGGUGCUCAGUAAAUUGGCUUUUCUGUAUCAAUUUUUUUGGUAGGUUUAUUUUUCAAUACUCAGUUUAUAAGUCGCAUUUCAAGUUUAAUUUGGGAAAAAGUAUUUAUACAUCCAAUUCAAACAAUUUGGAAUAACAUAUUUUCAAUUUUAAUUCGAUACACAUAACUUUCAUCGGUUUUAUUGGGUUCAAAAUGGGUUUUUCUAGCAAAGAAUUUUCCAAAAACAGUUGUCUUAGUAAAAUUUAUUGAAAAUUAUGUAUUUUAUUGAUCAAUUUUUCAGAUUCUUUUUCUUUGCUUCAAUUUAUAUCGAGCAAUAGGAAUUCCUAAGCUCAAUUUAGUUGAAAAUGACUUCUAUGGGGUGAUCAUAAGUUUACAAAAAUAAAUAUUACAAUUUACGUUUGGUCUUUGAUCACCUUGUAUUUCCAAAUAUAUAAACAUGAUCUUCAUCCGCGUCUUUAAUACAUCGUAGUUUUAUUUGAUAAUACAUACGGUACCAAAACCAAUCAAAGAAUGUUCAGGGUAAUCAAGAAGAGGAUAUUAGUGAAAAACUUGAAGGUUAGUCCUGGUAAAGGGUCAUGAAGACUUUUUCUAUUCUAUUGGAUUAGUUUGUGAAGUUUUCUUUUCCAUUUCCAACAAUCUUCCAUUACAAUAUGAUAUGAGACAUGGAGAAUAGAGUAUUAUAAUGCGUACGAAUGAAGGAAAAAUAAAGUACUAGAAGAUUUUCUUCUAGGUCUAGGAAUCCAAUAUUACAAAUUUCCAUGCAAUAUACUUUCUAUUUACCUCUUGUACAAGAUAGUUCUAUAUAAUAAAAUUUUUCUAUCAUCCUCGUAUUUCAAUUCUUUAUUACUAGUUUAUUUAGAUUUUUUCUUCAAAUCAGAUCCGUUCUAAUAUUUCUUUUCUCUUAUAUUUACUUUUUGAUUCCUUAUUCAGGUUUUUUCUUAAUUCAAAAUUUUUCCCAAAAAAAAACUUUGUGUUCUAUGGAAAUCUGAAACUAUCGAUUAUAAUCUAUGGUUAUAUUCUCGUAAACUUACACAUCUUUCCGACAAGUGUGGCAACACUGUUGAAUUCUCUGUUAAAUCGUAUCGAACUUCAGAGCAACCGUAAUCAGUGGCCGAGAUAUACCAACACAGUUUAUGAAGUGACAAAUUGCAAUAUUUUAAAAAAUGGGAUUAUGGAGACGUUAUCCAAGGGUGCCCUCCGCAAAUGAUCUAAAAAAUGUAGUCGCUUCUUCGGGGUCUAUGAUAGUAGUGUCCAACCGACUACCAUUUGUGCUUCAGAGAGAUAAGGAUGGAAAAUUGAUAAGAAAAGCGAGUGCUGGUGGUUUGGUGACUGCAGUAGCUCCAAUAGUUAUUAACGGUGGAGGACUAUGGGUAGGUUGGCCAGGUAUACAUUUGGAAGAUCCAAAUGAACCAAUUCCCGAAUCUGAUCCUAAUGAUAUUACACCAACGGCAGGACUAAAAUCCGAAAAAGUGGUAGCAGUUUAUAUGGAUCCUGCAGUAUUUGAUUCAUAUUAUAAUGGAUGUUGCAACGCCACAUUUUGGCCGUUAUUCCAUUCAAUGCCUGAUAGGGCUUCAUUUAAGGCUGAACAUUGGAGAUCUUAUUUAAUAGCUAAUCAAAAAUUCGCAGACUGUACAUUGAAAGCUUUGAAAUCAUUACCAAAAAAUAGUACAGAAGUGCCAUUAAUAUGGAUCCAUGACUAUCAUCUCAUGUUAGCAGCUAAUUGGAUAAGACAGGCAGCAGAUGAAGAGGAGAUCAAAGUAAAAUUGGGCUUUUUCCUACACAUCCCCUUCCCUCCAUGGGAUAUAUAUCGGCUGUUUCCAUGGGCGGACGAAAUCCUACAAGGGAUGCUUGGCUGUGAUCUCGUUGGUUUCCACAUAACCGACUACUGCUUAAACUUCGUAGAUUGUUGUCAAAGAAGUUUGGGAUGUCGUGUUGAUAGAAAAAAUCUGUUAGUUGAACAUGGUGGAAGAACAGUUCGUGUACGUCCUUUGCCGAUUGGAAUUCCAUUCGAAAGAUUCGUUGAAUUGGCAGAAAAAGCGCCCAGAGUUAUUUCAACCAAUCAAAAAAUCAUUCUUGGAGUUGAUAGAUUAGAUUAUACUAAGGGACUUGUCCAUAGAUUGAAAGCUUUCGAGAAAUUGUUGGAAAAUCAUCCGGAACACAAAGAGAAAGUUUCAAUGCUACAAAUAUCUGUUCCCUCAAGAACUGACGUUAAGGAAUAUCAAGACCUUAAAGAGGAAAUGGAUCAACUAGUGGGAAGGAUAAACGGAAAAUUCACUACUCCUAAUUGGUCGCCUAUAAGAUACAUUUAUGGUUGCGUAAGUCAAGAUGAACUAGCUGCUUUCUAUCGGGACGCGGCUGUAGGUUUAGUAACUCCAUUGAGAGAUGGAAUGAACCUUGUAGCCAAAGAAUUCGUAGCUUGCCAGAUUAAUAUACCACCGGGAGUACUUAUUGUUUCUCCUUUUGCUGGAGCUGGUGAGACCAUGCACGAAGCGCUUAUCUCCAAUCCUUAUGAAAUAGAUCAAGCUUCAGAAGCUAUUCAUAGAGCACUAACUAUGCCAGAAGAUGAGAGGAUACUACGAAUGAAUUAUUUGAGGAGGAGAGAGAAACUCAAUGACGUCAAUUAUUGGACAAAAUCUUUCCUUUCAGCUAUGGGCUCUCUCCUUACUCAAGAAGACCAUGACGAUAUUGGUUCAACCAAUAUGCCUGCAGUAACUUUAGACGAUUUUGAUGAGUAUUUGUCAAAAUACAUAGGAAAUACGCAUAAGUUAGCGUUACUGCUAGAUUAUGAUGGUACUCUAGCACCAAUAGCUCCUCAUCCUGAUCUGGCCAUAAUUCCUGCGGAAACCAAAAAUGUGUUACAAAGAUUAUCGAAUGUCUCAGACUGUUAUAUCGCAAUUGUUAGUGGAAGGAAUGUCAACAAUGUGAAGGAUAUGGUUGGGAUUGAAGGAAUCACUUAUGCCGGUAACCACGGCUUGGAAAUUCUCCAUCCUGAUGGAACCAAAUUUGUUCACCCCAUGCCAACUGAAUUCCACGAUAAAGUUGGAAACUUGAUGCGACAACUACAAGAAAAAGUUUGUAGGGAUGGAGCUUGGGUUGAGAAUAAAGGAGCUCUUCUGACUUUCCAUUUCAGGGAAACUCCGGUUCAAUUGAGGCCAGCUUUGGAGAAACAGGCAAUAGAAUUAAUAUCAGAAGCUGGAUUCAAUGCUGAUAUAGCACAUUGUGCUGUAGAAGCAAGGCCACCAGUAGAAUGGAAUAAAGGAAGAGCGUCGAUUUAUAUCUUGAGAACUGCUUUUGGUGUUGAUUGGAGUGAGAGAAUUAGAAUUAUUUAUGUUGGUGAUGAUCAAACAGAUGAAGACGCGAUGCAGGCUCUUAAAGGAAUGGCUGCUACAUUUAGAGUGACUACAUCUUUAAUAACUAAAACAUCUGCUGAACGUCGACUUCCAUCUACAGACGCUGUAUUAACUAUGUUGAAAUGGGUUGAAAGACAUUUAGGAAGAAGAAAACCCAGCUUGGAUUCAGUUUAUGUGAGAAGGAACUCGGCACAGAUUCAACAUACAAUUGAAAUGGAGAUGAAAGUCGAUCCAAAAUUAUCCAACGCAACAAAUUCGAAGUAAAAUUAGCCAAAUUUUUGUGAUGUCUAUGUAAAUAUAAAACCGAGUGAUGAGUAUAUGUUGUGACGUCGUUUAUUAUUUUUUUGUUUUCAAUUUGUCUUAUCAAAAAGGUUUAAAUGAAGUAAAUAUCAAAAAAAGAGACUGAAAGGGUUGAAAAAAAAAUAGUCUAUAAGUAUGGACGUAUUUAAAAAAGGAAACUAUUUUUCGAAGACACAUUCAAAAAAUUUGUAUGUGCCUAAAUAUAAAUAUAAAUCUGAGAGAUAUGGAAAAUGUAAUGAUGCAAAAAAUGCAUCGCGAAACUGAAAUUUAUUCAAACAGUUAUAUAUAACACGGGCUAAUUUCACUUUAAGGCAUAUGACAGAAUUACCAUAUUCUCAAACAAUCAUAUUAUGUGCUAAAAACAUAAGAAUUUGUAUGAUUUUACAUUGCACAAAAUUGCUUAUUUCUAGAUAUUUAGAAACAUAAUUGUCAUAUUUAGAGAUGUCUGGGUUUGAUGUUAUGUGUUGAAAGAUCGGUGUUUAUAAGUUGUACCCAUUACCAGAAUUCAAAACAACCAUAUUAUAUUGAUCUGGUAAUUAGAUAUUGACCAUAAACCAUAUAGACUGAGUUUUACUUGUACUGUUAGAGAAGUACUUGAUUUCUCAUGAAAUUAUCAAUAUAUCAGAUCAUAAUUUUUUCUGGGAAACCCAGUACGUGACUAAUUACUUUAAAAGGAAAUAACGUGGUCCACUAAUGGACAUAAUCACAAAUUUUAUUUUUGUAAUUGAAUAUUGCACAGUUUUAUAUAUUUUUAGAUGAAAAUCAAAAUACCACUUUGUCGGUAAGAAAUUUUAUCACACUUUAUAUUGUUUCUGAUUUUAAUUUGAUUAUUUAAUUAAUAUAGAUAUAUUUAUUUCAUUUAUUGUUUGAAUUUAACUUAGUCUAUGAAUAAAUAUUCUGUAUCAGAAGGUA
Messenger RNA from Diorhabda sublineata, 5814 nucleotides. RefSeq lists its product as uncharacterized. The transcript is spliced from 10 exons. Bases 2416 to 4866 code for a protein of 816 amino acids. Gene Ontology annotation, cellular component: cytosol; alpha,alpha-trehalose-phosphate synthase complex (UDP-forming). The record is from RefSeq and is a predicted model, not a curated record. Gene Ontology annotation, biological process: trehalose biosynthetic process. NCBI's taxonomy places the organism in Eukaryota, Metazoa, Arthropoda, Insecta, Coleoptera, Chrysomelidae. Gene Ontology annotation, molecular function: catalytic activity.